Messenger RNA from Pimephales promelas (fathead minnow), 2420 nucleotides. It is a transcript of the gene pth4, whose product is annotated as parathyroid hormone 4. Gene Ontology annotation, biological process: bone mineralization. Lineage: Eukaryota; Metazoa; Chordata; Actinopteri; Cypriniformes; Leuciscidae. Gene Ontology annotation, cellular component: extracellular region. The record is from RefSeq and is a predicted model, not a curated record. Gene Ontology annotation, molecular function: hormone activity.
UGCACUGGAGCAUCAUUAAUCAGUGUUGUGAUCCAUCAAUUAUACAUGACUGCUGGAAGCCACUAAAGCAUAAUUGAGUGAUAAUUGGGGCUCGUGGAGGCGGAGCUUGUGUCCUCUGAAGUGUGUGAUGUCACUUCCUGUGUCUGGGCGCCAGAGGUCUAUUUAAACGCUGAGGACUGAGCGAGAGAGUCCGGAGCUUCAGGAACGCAGUGGUGUGUUGGUGAAGUUCUGCUGGUAAACGUGUGUGAGCUCAUGUUUCUGAUGUUGAAGACUCCAGGAUCUCAACGACUCGCUUUCAUGAUCCUGAUGGUGAUCGCAGCCGUACAGUGUCAGGAGAAUGAGAGCAGACGAGCGGUGACUGAGCAUCAGCUGAUGCAUGAUCGCGGUCGCUCCAUCCAGAGUCUGAAGAGACUGAUCUGGCUGUCCAGUGCGAUCGAGGGUCUUCACACGGCCCAGAUGCGCACCGUGACCCCUGAUGACCCGGACAUCAGGUGGCGCUCUCAGGCUCCGGGGCAGAUCUUCUCUCAGUCCGGCCACAAGAGGGCGCUGGAGACGCUGCUGAGAGACAUGUACACACCCCACCUCAUGCAAGAUCUGCUCGCAAAUAUGCACAAUAGACAAAUAACCACCUAUUCUGAUCUCCCGGGAAAACUAACCAAUGACAGUCCGACCCGUCUGUAAUAGAGACAGAGCAACACGUCAUAAUCUGAAACUACGCCCACCGGGCAGGAAAACAAUCCAACUUCUGGCGUUAAGAUUAAACAAACAAAAAACAAAACAAUGUCUAAAAGCUGCUAUGACAAGGUGUACAGCAAACAAGCUAAAAAGAUAAAUAAGUUUAAAAAGCUGUUGACCCCAAAAAACGAGCGUUUAAGGACACAAAAGAGGAGACCGGCUGGUGCAAAUGGGUAACUGUGGGAUCCUGACACUCAGUAUGCGCUAAAAAUACACUACAUGUGCAGUAAACAUUUAGACCUAAGUCAAAUAUCCAAAUGUCAGUUUUAUACAUUAUAUUUCUGUAAGGUACGCUAUUCUGUCGCCGAUUACGUUCUCCUCAGUGGCGUAAAUUAGUUCUCAGAGUAAUAGACACGGUGCGCUCUCUCUCAAUCGCCUGUUUCCACUUUUGUGUCUUUAAACGCUCAUUUUUUGGAGUCGACAGAUUAUAAAAACGUAUUUCUGGGUUGUUUCGCCUGUUUGCUGGACACCUUGUCUCAUAGCAGCUUUGAUUUGUUUGUUGUUAGAAAUUAUAAAUGACGAGGACGCAGAUUUACACAAUACAGGCUCAAUGGAGACGGCUGGAUUAUUUUUCCCGCCCGGUGGGCGUGGUCUAAAUGCGCUCUGUCUCGAGACUGAGUGAGUGGAGAAGCUUUACCGAACAAAACUAGAUCGUUCUCAUUAUAAUAUACAAACAAAACUAGCUAGUUUUGUAAAGACAAACGUAUUUAUUAGGAUGUAAGCGAUCUAGUUUUGGCGCGUUUUCUACAUCUGCGCGCGCAGAUUAACGGUCACCCGUGAUCGUCACCUAUAAAUCUGCCUGCAAGUCUUGUACGUUUACUGUGGUUAGUACACGUCCAAAAACAUGGUAUAUGUAUAAAAAUACUAUGGUGUUUUUGUUUUGUAAGCAUUUUGUUUACUUAAUGUGUGUGAUGGGUUUCAAAUGUCUCGCUGUUAUGAUAUUUAUCUAUAACUGUGGCUAUAAACAGAUCACAUUUUUGAUUUAUUAUGUGUGUGUGAUUAAAGAUGCUUUUAAGUAAACCACUGUUUAUAGCAGAACUCAUUUCGGCUGAAACACCUCAAAUAUAGUGAAUGUGUGUUUGUAUCUGAAUUGUAAUCCAUAAAAAGAAGAACCACACACCAAAACAAUACGUUUUAUUCGUUUUUCUAACAACAGUGAAGGUCGUUUACCAUUUAGUGUAUUUAUUUAUUGCUUGCCAAUGCCCAACUAUUUCAUAUCCAGCUGCAACCCAAGUUUAAGAUUAGUUUGCAGUUUAUAAAUACAAAACUCCUGCAUUUCACAGUGCUCAGUAUGAAUAUGUGAAUAUAAAAUGAUAAAUAAAGUCAAAUUGAAGUUCCACUCAGCUAACUGAGAACGUUCUGACAAGGUUCUCUCAAAGUUAAAGACAAGCGUUUUAUUUCUAACGCAUGUUCGUCAUGUUGUUUAAAUGUUUGUAAUUGUUUCAGAAUGUUCAAAACUAAUGUUCACAUAAUGUUUGAAGAAUGAUGUUCCUUAACAUUCACAUAACCAAGAAAAAACAUUAAAAAAAACUAGAUGUUUUGAACGUUUGUGAGCGUAACUUUAUGGGAACAUUGGCAAAAAGUUCUUAGAACACAAGCUCAGAAUAUAAAACAGUAUGAAAUAUGAAUUAAACAUGAACAAAGUAAACAUGAACAAAACGCAGUGAUUUCAUUCAAACAUAAAA